Cryptosporidium ubiquitum is the source of this 768-nucleotide messenger RNA. RefSeq lists its product as uncharacterized. Lineage: Eukaryota; Apicomplexa; Conoidasida; Eucoccidiorida; Cryptosporidiidae. The transcript has a single exon. Gene Ontology annotation, cellular component: Golgi apparatus; cytoplasm. The record is from RefSeq and is a predicted model, not a curated record. The coding region runs from base 1 to 768 and encodes 255 amino acids. Gene Ontology annotation, molecular function: GTPase activity; GTP binding. Gene Ontology annotation, biological process: vesicle-mediated transport; intracellular protein transport.
AUGAAAAGUCUAUUUUCAUUUACACUCGAUUUCUUUGGAAAAUGUAAUUCUCGUUGCUUUAAUAUUUUAUUGGCAGGCCCUGCAUCAUCUGGUAAAACUGCAUUUUUACUUAGACAUUUAAAAGGCAGGUAUGUAGAUCCAGUAACUACAAAUGGAAUUGAUUCGGCUGUAAUAAAAAGAGAAAAUUGUUUAUUAAAUAUAGUUGAUAAAGACGUUUUUGCCCAACCUAGUCGGUCACAUAAUUUUAAUUCAAAAAUUAAAGGUGAAAGUGAAAUUGAUAAGAACGGAUGCAUUGUCAAUAAAAGAGGAAAAAAUGUGAAUGAAACGCAAAUUUCGAAUUUAAGUACUAUAAAUAAUAAUAAUAAUAAUAAUAAUAAUAAUAAUAUUGAUGGAACUUUAUUUUUCAUAGAUUCAAGUGAUCAUGGUCGAAUUCCUCUUGCUAGGAGGUUACUGUCACAAUUGAUAAGGAAGGCAAGUAAAAAAUCUCCUAUAUUAAUCAUUGCAACAAAACAGGAUAUAAUAGGGGCGUUGACACCUGGAGAACUAGCAACAAGGCUUGAUAUCGAGGAUAUGGUAAGUAUGUUUGGAGACGAAGUUUGUGAUUAUGGUAUUAUUGGAGUUUCUUCAUAUACAGGGUUGGGCUGUAAUGAAGCUUUAGACUGGAUUUCAGAAGCCAUUUGGCAGCAUCAGUUAUUUUGCUAUUGUAUUCCAUUCAACAGUUUCUGUUAUAGUUUAUAUAAUUCUGGCAUUUUAAUGUUAAACAGUUAA